Molecule: messenger RNA, 883 nt
Organism: Nicotiana attenuata
Lineage: Eukaryota; Viridiplantae; Streptophyta; Magnoliopsida; Solanales; Solanaceae
Exons: 6
Coding region: 119-865 (248 amino acids)
Source: RefSeq, a predicted model, not a curated record
AAAAAAGAACUAAAAGCACAAUAGCCAUCAGCACCAGUUGCACACUACGAUCAUUUAACACAGUUUUUUCCAUCCAAAGAAACAGCACACACACACACACACACAGUGAACAAAAGAAAUGGCAGUUCUAAAUUGCUACUACCUCUCAGUAACCUCAACAGCCACACCAAAAUCUCAAGAAUCUGCAAACAAUUCACCCCCAACACAAUCCCCACAGCCACAUCCAAGGCAAACAAAAGUGAUUCUUCCUAAAAAGAAGCCUAUGAAAUGGUCUACUGGGGAUGCUCCAGGUGAUUAUGGGGGCCCACCUACUACAACUAAGCUUAGAAAAUACUGGGGUCAGGAUGUAGACCCUCUUACCUCUGAUGAUUUUAUUUGGAAUAAAGAAUUUAUGGGUCGUAUGAAAAAGUAUGUUCAGGAUCCUCAAGAGAAUGAUACUGCUUCUCGCUCUGCUCCUAAAAAGCAGGAAGAGUCAUUUGGAUUUCUUAGCUUAAAUAGAGUCAUGAGUCUUGACAGUAUGGAAAUUGACUUGGGUGAGAAGCUAAUGGCCCCUUCAAAACCUGUGCUAGACCCUGAAGUCGAGGAAAGUCAAGCUAUCGUAAGUGCAUCUCAAAGAUGGAGACCAGCACCAACACGACGAGAGCAGGAGAAGUGGGACAGGGCUGCAAAGGCUGCAACUGGGGGCAGCGAAGUGUUACUCCGGGAAACAAGACGUACAAAAGGGGAUCCAAAACUUUUGGCUGCUCAGUCAGAGGAGCAGUAUCUUAAGUUGAAGGACAAAUUGCAGUUCCUCACCCUUGGGAUUGGUGGAGUUGGCAUACUUUCAGCAUAUGUGUCUUAUUCUCCUGAAAUUGCAGCAAGGUAAACUAGUCGACUUUCUAUA